This is a messenger RNA of Sparassis crispa, 1089 nucleotides long. Its product is annotated as L-threo-3-deoxy-hexylosonate aldolase. The record is from RefSeq and is a predicted model, not a curated record. Bases 1 to 1089 code for a protein of 362 amino acids. The transcript has 5 exons. Gene Ontology annotation, molecular function: 4-hydroxy-tetrahydrodipicolinate synthase activity. Lineage: Eukaryota; Fungi; Basidiomycota; Agaricomycetes; Polyporales; Sparassidaceae.
AUGGCCUCCUCUGCCAACGGAACACACUCAGUCAAUGGCACUCACGCCAUACAUGCCGGGCUUAACGGUACCAGCCAUACUGUCCGUCGACCCCUCACCGCGGGCAUUUACGCCCCCAUCCCCACCUUCUUCCAGUCUGAGACUGAGGAUCUAGAUCUUGAAUCCCUGAAGCUACACGUCGUACGUGCCGCGAAGGCCGGUGUACGACCGUUAAUUGCAGGAUCCAUGGGGGAGGCUAUACACCUCACACACAAUGAACGUAUCCAGGUCAUCCAGGCUGCCAGAAAGGCACUAGACGAUGCAGGACUAGAUGAGAUACCGAUAAUUGCUGGCACGGGAGCGGGAAGCACUCGUGAGACAGUGGAGCUCUGCAAAGAGGCUGCAGGUGCCGGCGCGGAUUACACUAUCGUGAUCGCAAGCGGAUAUUUCGCCGGCGUACUCGCGACACAUAAGCCAGCAUUGAAGGCUUUUUGGACCGAGGUCGCGGAGAAGAGCCCAAUCCCCGUUGUGAUUUAUAACUACCCUGGUGCGAGCGGUGGUAUCGACCUUGACUCGGAGGUCGUCACAGAGCUUGCGAUGGAAUGUCCGAACCUCGCAGGUAUCAAGCUCACCUGUGGAAGCGUCGGAAAGCUGACCCGUAUUUGCGGAACUGUAUCCGACUCGUCCUUUUCCUCGCUAUAUCCCCGGAAGAACCCAGACGCGCCGUUCCUCGUUCUUGGUGGCUUUGCCGACUUCCUCGUUCCCUCGACAUACGCCAACGCGCAUGGUGCUAUCACCGGCCUCGCCAACGUCGCCCCUUUCACCAUCGCGAAGCUCUUCGAGCUCUCACAGGCAUCGCUCAAUGAUCCGUCGCUUCUCCCCGAGGCGCAGCGUCUCCAGGUGAUCGUCUCGCGCGCGGACUACACCGUCGCGAAGGCGUCCAUCUCCGGCACGAAGAAGCUCUUGGAAAAGCUCUACGGCUACGGCGGCCUCCCGCGCAAACCGCUGCCGCCGAUCGAGCCCGCCGCGUUUGACGCACUAUGGGCACACCCGGACGUGCAAGACAUCGUCCGCGUCGAGCGCGAGCUUGGCGGGAAGGCCAGCUCAUAA